UUUAUUACGUUUUAUAGUAAAAUAUCUAAAAAACAGAAAUAAGAUUUAUAAUUAUUUCAGCCCAGUGCUAGCUAUUAGUCUGUUACACAUGGAAAAGAAGCAUAAAUAGUUUGAGGUGGGAAAAUCAGAAUUAAAAAAGAAGAGAAGAGUGUCCGUUCGCUUAACAACAACAGAGCGCUAACGUACGCCACAAAAUGCAGCAGCCGGAGAAGCAGAUUAACGCGCCAGCCGGAAUGCCUCUCCCGGAGCGCCGGAGAAGGCGACGGAGCUCUGGUAUAUGUGCCACUUCCGGUGUUAGGGUUCAGCCACAAGAAGAACAACAACAAGUGGCAACGCGUGGGACUGUUCUUACAGACUCUGACCAGUUCUAUUUCAACUGGUAUGCUCACAUUGACGUUCACGAAGAGAUGAUCAAGGAUCGUGUGCGGACUGAUGCUUAUAAGAAUGCAAUAAUGCGUCAUAAGGAUUUUAUUAGAGACAAAGUUGUACUUGAUGUUGGAUGCGGCACUGGCAUCCUUGCUAUAUUUUGUGCUCAGGCUGGUGCAAGACGGGUGUAUGCAGUUGAAGCAAGUAACAUUGCCCUGCAGACAAUCCGUGUUGUUGAAGCUAACAAUCUUUUGAACAUUAUCACGGUAUUGCACGGACGAGUUGAGGAUGUUGAAAUCGGUGAAAAGGUUGAUGUUAUAAUUUCAGAAUGGAUGGGCUAUAUGCUUCUAUGUGAGAGUAUGCUUGGAAGUGUUAUUACUGCCAGAGAUCGCUGGCUCAAACCUGGAGGUCUAGUUCUUCCUUCAAAGGCAACGUUGUACAUGGCUCCUUUUACACAUGCAAAAAGAUACCGGGAAAGCAUUGACUUCUGGCGAAGUGUUUAUGGAAUUAAUAUGUCUGCCAUGGUACCAUUAGCAAAACAGUGUGCAUUCGUGGGACCUUCUGUGGAGACAAUUACCAGUGAAAAUGUUUUGGCAUGGCCACAAGUGGUGAAAUGUGUGAACUGUUCUUCUGUUACCAUUCCUGAGCUAGAAUCUAUAACAACAAGGUUUAAGUUCAAUUCAUUGGUGAAAGCACCACUACAUGGUUUUGCAUUUUGGUUUGAUGUUGAAUUUACUAGGCUAUCACCAGAGCCAAUAAGUUUUCAGUUAUCAACUUCACUUGUUGACGAUCAUCCAGUGGGUAGUCAGAGACAAGAUUUGAGAGACCCUACACUGCUCCUGUCCACUGCACCUGAAGCCCUGCCAACACAUUGGCAACAGACCUUGAUAUACUUUUAUGAGCCGAUAGAACUGGAACAAGAUCAACUUAUUGAAGGAAAAGUGACAUUAUCACAAAGCCAAGAAAAUCACCGGAAUCUGAAUAUUGAACUUGUAUAUGCUACAGGAGGUCAAUCAUAUGUCAAAGUGUCUGUUAUGUGAAAGUGUCUGACAACAUUCCUUGAUGGAGUCUGUUAUGGAGCAACUAACGAGAGCUGUAAGUGGAUGGAUCAACUAAUUGAACCCACUCUCAUCCUGCCCCUUUCCAUUGACUAAAGUUUUAUAAUUGAUAUUUUAGUUAAAGGGGAAUUCGAGUAAUGAAUAGAGAAAAGUAAAUUCAAGUAGUUGGAUUUAUUAAAAUUCAGGCACCAAAUUUAAUCAUAUUUUUUUAACAA
Molecule: messenger RNA, 1639 nt
Organism: Glycine soja
Lineage: Eukaryota; Viridiplantae; Streptophyta; Magnoliopsida; Fabales; Fabaceae
Product: probable protein arginine N-methyltransferase 6
Exons: 13
Coding region: 195-1406 (403 amino acids)
Biological process (GO): peptidyl-arginine methylation
Molecular function (GO): protein-arginine N-methyltransferase activity
Source: RefSeq, a predicted model, not a curated record